Cydia amplana is the source of this 3068-nucleotide messenger RNA. RefSeq names its product longitudinals lacking protein, isoforms A/B/D/L-like. Gene Ontology annotation, biological process: regulation of transcription by RNA polymerase II. NCBI's taxonomy places the organism in Eukaryota, Metazoa, Arthropoda, Insecta, Lepidoptera, Tortricidae. Gene Ontology annotation, molecular function: protein binding. Bases 273 to 1631 code for a protein of 452 amino acids. The transcript is spliced from 6 exons. The record is from RefSeq and is a predicted model, not a curated record. Gene Ontology annotation, cellular component: nucleus.
UUUGGGUCACUGCGUCGCUUCCAACUUGUACUUCAUUUGGAUUUUUGUAGAGGUGCCUUUCUCUAAACUUGCAACAUAGCAUAGUAGUUAGUAUCUACUCUAAAGUAGGUGUUUUCAUUCAAGAAAGCUGGCGGGUGUGCAAAUGUGCUGAACUAUAAUCGUAGCGUUGUUAAAACAGUUCAAUAUUAUCUAAAACAGUGUUAAAACUUCAUACAACAGUUAAUGAAAUAGUCAAGAACCGUGGGCGCGACGAGUGGCUCGACGACUGCAGCAUGGACGACGACCAGCAGUUCUGCCUACGCUGGAACAACCAUCAGUCCACGCUGGUGUCGGUGUUCGACACACUCCUAGAGAAAGGCAUUCACGUGGACUGUACCCUCGCGGCCGAGGGCCAGACGCUAAAAGCGCACAAAGUCGUCCUGUCAGCGUGCAGUCCCUAUUUCGAGAAUGUACUAUCACAGCAAUAUGACAAGCAUCCAAUAAUCAUCUUAAAAGAUGUGAAAUAUGCAGAGUUAAGAGCCAUGAUGGACUACAUGUACCGAGGAGAGGUGAACAUCUCGCAGGACCAGCUGGCAGCCUUACUCAAGGCUGCAGAGUCCCUGCAAAUCAAGGGCCUCUCUGACAAUAAGCCGUCCCGGCCGCCGUCGCGCCCUGCACAGGCUGCCCCAGCACACCCGCCUCGCGCACCGUCUCCACCACCACAGGUCCGAGACGGUAGCAUAGACAGUCGCGAAGGGUCCAUAAGCCCGACCCGCCGCCGGAAGAAAGCGCGCCGCAUGUCCGUGGAAGUCCCCGCGCCUAUACCACAGCCCGCAGAAGUCCAUGGAAAUGGGGAGGAGCCCCCUUGCAAGGAGGAGAACGCAAGAGAUGGUGUUGAGGAUCUCACGCUGGACGAGGAGGCCGAGGAGCCCCCAGCCGUGGCACAUAACGACGUCGUACGCAAUUUUCAAUGGCAUAUGGAAAGAUCUCAGGAUGAAAUCAUGAAUUCAAGUGACAGUGUUCGAGACUCGCAAGAGUCGCACAAGGAGGGGCUGCCGUCCGCGUUGCUGUCGCUGCUGUCGGCGCAGGCGCAGCCCGGGCUGGCCGCGCUCGUGCCCGCCUGCAUCCAGGUCACCAACAUCCUCAAGCCCCCCCUGAUGCCCAAGCAUCCUCUCGACUCGUUGGCCGCCAUUCCCGACGACCUGAAAGCCCAUCUGCUGCAACAGGCCUUUCUGCAGAACAACAAUGCGCCAAAACGGGAGGAGCUAGAUUCUGAGGAAUACGACGAUACGGACGACAUCGUCCUGCCCGAGGACACUGAGGCCUUCUACGACCAUUCCGUGCCGGGCGAUGAGCACGAAGAGAACAAUGCGGAGGUGAAAUAUGCGCGCCGCGACGGAAACAGCUCGGACGACGCGAGCCGUCAGUUCGAGUGCCGGCAUUGCGGUAAGAAGUAUCGCUGGAAGUCGACGUUGCGUCGUCAUGAGAACGUAGAAUGUGGUGGCAAAGCCCCGGCUCAUCAGUGUCCUUAUUGCUCCUACAAGGCCAAACAGAGAGGCAAUCUUGGCGUUCAUAUUCGUAAGCACCACAACAACGAGUGGUACAUCUACGCCAGCAACAAAGUCAGGCGUAAUAAAAAAACUUCAAUCUAGUUUAGACUUCAUUCGACCAAAGUAGAUACCUAACCAAAUCGGUACUGCAAUAAUAUUAUUAUUUAUAUUUUAACUUUUUUGUUAAAAGAGUUUAUAUACACUGAGAAUAGUUGUAAUGUGCACAUUCCCUAACGGCAUUAGCGUUAAUUUUGUUGUUUUUGUUAGAGUUUAUGAUCGUAGUUAAGACUGACCCAAGUAUUUUAUCGGGAGUACGGCCCCAGGUCGGAUGUAUAAUUAUAUAAUAGAGUUAAUGUCCGUUAUUUCCAAAGCGAUAUAUUUAAUGAAAGUAUAGAAUCUAGUAGCGAAUAUUUUGAUAUUAAUCGGACUUUACAUAAAGCAAUAAAUUUUCAUACCAUAUUUAGCUCGAAUUUGUCUAGUUUUAUAAUCAACCAUUCCUUAUAAGGAAUAUGUAAUUCCAAAUUUGUUAAUCGUAGUGCAAUGAUAUUAGAAUGACUAGUUAAUUAGGUAAAAGUAUAUGUAAUUGUUUUGUAGGUUAUAUUUUUCUUUCAUCUUUCUCUCACGGGUAGAAACUUAUUAUAAUUGUUGAUGGUCAAGUCUUAUAUUCAUUAACCAAGUUGUUAGUCCUGUUUAAUUUAUUUCUUCAGUUUUUGUUUUCCUAACUUAGAGUUUACAUUCGAGGGACCAUUAUUUAUUAUGUACCUUGUCUUCCUAUCUCUACACCUUUGUAGCAAACCCAAAGUUAAAUUAAUUUAAAUUGUUUAUUUAUUAGUGUAAGGAUAAUGUUUAUAAAGCUGCUUUUGCAGUCCUUUAUAGGAAAACAAUAGAUCUCUCAUGUGACUGUCUGAAUUGUUGAGUUUGUUGACGAGGCUGUUCCACCGAGCAAAUAUAUCAGUAUACUGAGAAUCUAUUGCUUUUAACACGAUUAGGUAAUAAAAGCUCAUCCAUAAUGUGCCUACAAUGUUACCUGUAGUUAUAAUAUUAUAAUACUUAAUGGUGUUUUUGAUAUUGUUGUUAUUCGGUAAACUGGGAUAGAAAAUGUGUUCAAAAUUAUGUAAAUUGUUAUCUUGAUAUUAACUGAUAUUUAUUUGCAAUAACCUAUUCGAGUUUUGUUUAACAUAUUGACUGUUGAUAUUUUUUGUUAAACUAGGAUAACAAAGCUAUUUGACCAAAGUCAGUAUUAGAUUUAACGUGAUGGUAAGAAAUAAGAAGUUAUUGUUGUAGAAACAUUCAAGUCAUACAACCGAGCAUGCAAACCAUUCUGAUUAAAAUAUGCAAUAUUCCCAUCAUAUAUUUAUUACGCUCUUGGACACUGAAUGUAUGUAGCAUGAAUUAUAUUCAAAACGAAUGGUACGUCGUUUAAAUUGUUUGUUAAUUUUAUUGGAAAACUAGUUUAAUAAUUAGUGUGAUUUUUAUAUGAAUAUUUUGGGGUUUAUCUGGUAGAAACGUUUAAUCAAAUAUAGUUCUAAUAUAUAUGAA